Lolium rigidum is the source of this 3094-nucleotide messenger RNA. RefSeq lists its product as uncharacterized. Lineage: Eukaryota; Viridiplantae; Streptophyta; Magnoliopsida; Poales; Poaceae. Bases 76 to 2778 code for a protein of 900 amino acids. The transcript is spliced from 3 exons. The record is from RefSeq and is a predicted model, not a curated record.
ACUCCUCGUCUCCCCCAAAACUCGUGGCGAAUCACGCGCAGAUUCGCUCCGCCGGAGCGCGCAGACGUCGCAUCCAUGGCCGCCGCCGCGUUCUCCAUCAGGGGGUUCGCGGCGAGCAAGAGGGGCGAACAAGCGGCGGAGGGGCGGCGUCCCCUGGGCAUCAAGGCUCUCCCUCCUAUCGAGGCACCCAAGUUCCGGUGGUGGGAGAACGAGCUCGCCUCCGCCGUAGCUGCUGCUGCGGCGCCAUCCCCGCGGAGGUCGCCAAAAGCGAAGCCGCCGAAGAAGAAGAAGCGGUCCAUCUCCGACCUCUUCGCCGCGGCGCCUCCUUUGCCCGAGCCCCCCUCCGACGAGAGCGGAGGCGGCGAGCAAACGGAGGUGGAGGACGACGAGGCGCUGCUGGCGAUCGUGAGGCGGGCCAAGGAGGAGAAGAGGCGGAAGAGGAAACGGCUAGAGGAGGAAGAGGAGGCGGCGGCUGCGUCGCCGGAGGGCAGCGGAGGUCAUGAGACCGAGAGGAAUUUCGAGGCAAGAAAGGAAGCUCUGGAAAAUCCAAAUUUGCCUGAUGGAUUUGGUACACAGCCAUCGGAGAACCCUGAAGCUUUACAACGUCUCAGAAAAGAGAUGGAAAAUAUAUCUAGGAAGAGGAAGCAGGAGAAGCAUAAUACAAAGAAGGUUGACACAGUUAAAUGCAUUGACAGUAAUAAGGCUGACAAAGUGCGGAAACCAGGAGACCUGGGAAAACAUCUCCCUAGGCAAAGCAUACUGAAGAUAAAGCGCACAUCUGUCAAAAUGGUCAAGGAGAAACAUGGCAAUUCAAAAGGCAAGGAAGUGAUAGAACUCUGCCGCAAAUCAGUGAAGCAAGUCAAAUUCUCAGAAGCAGAUGAUAUACUUGGCAGUGAUAUGCAAAGUUGUGAGUUACCCAAACAGCGAAGUCUCAGCAAGCUGUUUUCAGCUGCUAUGGCUUCUUUAUCGUCGUCAUCAUCAUCAUCCAUGUCUACUGAAGGAGACAAAUGCAUAACUACAGAGAGUAGUAGUUUUCAUAUGCCCAAGGAAGCUGUCACUACGACUAAAGAAGCAAAUCUGUGUUCAAAUCAUGAGGAUUCUCCUACUGAAGGAGAAAAAUGCACAACUGCAGAAAGUUGUAGUUCUCAUAUGCUGGAGGAAGCCGUCGCUAAGACUAAAGAAGCAAAUCUGAAUCCAAAUCAUGAGGAUUCUCCUAAGCCUAGUAACACAGAACUGUCCUCUCAUUUGCUUGAUCUGAAUCAGGAGGCACUACCAGAAACUACAGAUCUAAACUACACAUAUAAUUCAAAUUCUGAGGUACCAUAUCUGCCUAAUGGGAGAGAAAACCGGAGGAAUGUUUCUUUUGAUUCACACAGACUGGCAAACCAACAACCUACCGCUGACUCGGAAAGUGUAAGGAACACAAGGUUGGCAGGCACAUUAUUGCGAGCUGAUCAAGUCGAAGUUUCUGGCAUAGAUAUAGUUGGUCCUCCAUUGAGCUUAAGAGAGCUUGGUGAGACUCAGCGUGACUAUAGUAAUUUCUCAGUAAAAGAUACUCUGACUACGUGUAUGUCCCCUUGUGCAUUGUCAGACCAUAGAUUUCAGGAUUCAUUUCAACAGCACCAGAAUGGGUUCCACACAAAUCUGAAUUAUGGUGGCUCCCAGCUUUCUACCAGCGGGAAAUUUCCUCCAUUGAGCUUAACAGAGCUUGGUCAGACUCAUCGUGACUCUUUUCAACAGCACCAGAAUGGGUUGCACACUAAUCUGAAUCAUGGUGACUCCCAGCUUUCUACGGGCGGGAGACUUCCUUCUAGGUCAUCUCGUGAGUUGAACAUGCAGCGUGAAUGUAGUCCUUCUAUGGGACAAACACUUCGUUUGAUGGGUAAAGAUCUUGCAGUUUGCACAACCAGAGGUGAAACGUCUGCCGACACUAGAGAGAAAUAUACAGGUACAUCCACCAAUGAUCAUUGGAAGACAAAUGCUGUCCUGGAGUUGCCGCGUCAAGGACAGCCUUUUCUCUCUUUACAAGCUCAAAGUUUCCCCAGUCUUACAGUAAAUUCUACCAGUACAAUGCAUGCUUCAACAUAUCAUUCAAGCAAAAGUAAGGCACAUUUUGGAUACAGGACUCCACAUGAUUUCAGUCAUCCAAUCCCUGCAGCUAAUGUAUUUUCUGGAGAUCGGUCGCCAUAUGAAAACAGGUUGGGCAAUUUUCCAAGCUCGCAUCCCAGUCAGCCUUUCCUAUUGGGGUGUCCACCUCUUCCCAAUAACUGCAGUGCAGCACAACAUCAUAAUUCGCUGCCUCCUUGGGGUUAUUACUCUGAUCCCAUCAAUAGGACAGAAUCACCUAGAGCACAAUUUUGGCCUACAACCAGACAGCAUGGGACACCAUCUUCAGUUUUACAUGGGAGUUUUCCCCAGCAACAUAUUGUGCAUCCAGCAAGCUCAUCAGCUCGCCCUCUUAACUAUGUGAAUUCUACAUUCAGCCAUCCAGCCCGGGUAGUUCAAGAAGCUUCUAAUAGCAUAAGAGAUGCAGCCCAUUCAUCCAGAUAUUCAGAAAACAGAACAGGUAGUGAUGUUCCUGGCAGUUCCAAUUCUUCAUAUGUUGGUCGCUAUGCGCAGAAGAGAUCAGGACCGGUGAGACUCACUCCCGGGGCGAAGCAUAUGUUGGUGCCAAGCGAUAGCAGCACGGGUGAUGGCAACUCUGUGCCUGUGUACUCCUGUGUUUCCUUUGGUAGUAGGAGCGGGAAUGCUGCGCCAUCUCAGAACAAAGGAGCAUGAUAGCCGUUGUGGAAAUUUUGGUCGGUGGCAGGUGCAUGAAUCCACAAACAUCAGCGCUGCUUUUAUUCAAAUUCAUUCUUCUAGCUCUCGCCUCCUGAAAAAUGUUCACUGCAUUUUUGUGCGUGUAAACCUAGAUUGACUAUACUGUAAGGAAUGGUUGUGAUACUUCAGAUGCUUUGUUUGCUUGCUUAGCAGUUAUUUCGUCAGUCGAACCUGAAUCUGUCAUGGCUGUUGUAGCCUAAACCAUGUGCUCUGUUAUUUUUCGUAUUGCUGUUACUCUUGGUCUGGAAGCUAAAUGGCUGUUACUGGCUGAAAA